Messenger RNA from Penicillium cataractarum, 1686 nucleotides. Its product is annotated as pyridoxal phosphate-dependent decarboxylase family protein. Lineage: Eukaryota; Fungi; Ascomycota; Eurotiomycetes; Eurotiales; Aspergillaceae. Bases 1 to 1686 code for a protein of 561 amino acids. The transcript has 2 exons. Gene Ontology annotation, biological process: carboxylic acid metabolic process. Gene Ontology annotation, molecular function: carboxy-lyase activity; pyridoxal phosphate binding. Gene Ontology annotation, cellular component: cytoplasm. The record is from RefSeq and is a predicted model, not a curated record.
AUGUCCGAAAUCUCUCCGUCUAGUCGCGCCGACGAGGUGCAGACGCUCUUGAAAGCCGUCGAGGACCUUCUCAUUCCCUUCAUCCGAUCCGCAGACGAACCCUCGAUCCCCGCGAACAAGACCCAGAACGGCACCAAUGGACAUCCGGCCUCGGAAGGAACAUCACUAGUCAACUACAGAAAGCCAGAAGACCUGAGGGAUAUUCUCCAAUUAGAAAUCCCCGAGCAAGGCCGCAAGCAGGAGGGCUUGAUCGAAGUUUUGCAAAAGGUCCUGAAGUACUCGGUCAACACUUGGCACCAGGGCUUCCUGGACAAGUUGUAUGCGUCAACAAACGCCCCCGGUGUCGCAGCCGAGCUGAUCCUUGCAACCUUGAACACCAACGUACACGUCUAUCAAGUCUCGCCUGCCCUCACGGUCAUUGAGAAGUUCACCGGUCAGCGACUCGCAAACCUCUUCGGAUUGAACGGUCCUCGCGCGGGAGGUAUUUCAGUCCAGGGUGGCUCGGCCUCGAACACUACGUCCAUUGUCAUUGCUCGCAACAACCUCUACCCGGAAACUAAGACGGAUGGAAACGGCGGGUACAAAUUUGUUCUCUUCACCAGCGCCCAUGGCCACUACAGCGUUGAGAAGGCUGCUCAGAUGCUGGGAUUCGGUAGCAAGGCCGUCUGGCCCGUACCAAUCGACAAGCAGGGUCGCAUGAUCCCAGCUGAGUUGGAGAAACUGGUGCAGAAGGCGCAAAGUGAAGGCCGAACACCGUUCUACGUCAACGCCACGGCCGGUACAACGGUCAUGGGCUCGUUCGACCCUUUCAACGAAAUCGCCGUCAUCUGCCAGAAAUAUAACCUGUGGUUCCAUAUCGAUGGAUCCUGGGGCGGUUCGUUCAUUUUCUCCCGCAAGCAGAGAAAUAAGCUGGCAGGUUCAGAGAAGGCAAACAGCAUUGCGAUCAACCCACACAAGAUGCUCGGCGUACCGGUGACAUGCUCGUAUCUGCUAGCUGCGGACAUUCGCCAAUUUCACCGGGCCAACACUCUCCCUGCAGGCUAUCUCUUCCACAACGAGGAUACCGAGCCAACUCAGAACGGUGACUCGCACGAGUCCGAACUAGAGAUCGACUCGCCCGAGGUGUGGGAUCUCGCAGACCUAACCCUCCAAUGUGGUCGUCGCGCAGACUCGCUAAAACUCUUCCUGGGAUGGACAUACUACGGAACUGAGGGGUAUGAGAAACAGAUCGAUAACGCAUGUGAAGUUGCCGCACACCUAGCUACGCUCGUCUCGCAAAACCCCAACUUCACCCUCGUUAGCGAGAACCCGCCCCCCUGUCUGCAGGUUUGCUUCUACUACGCACCGGGCAAGGGAAUGGUGUACCCGCGAGGUGUCGUCUCGAAUGAGACGCAGCGGGCAAAGAAUAAUAGCAAGGUUACUGAGCAGAUUACGCAUGCGAUUGUGCGAAAGGGCUUCAUGGUCGACUUUGCUCCUCCUAGUGGCGAUGACGAUGAAGUUGGAAAUGGCAAGUUCUUCCGCUGUGUGGUCAAUGUAUUGACUAGCAAGGAGACGGUCGAGAAUCUUGUGCGUGCUAUUGAGGAGGUUGGUCCUGCAAUUGUGGAGUCUUUGACGGCAGCUACUCCGGUCGUUCCUCUCAAGCGACCUGGCGAGCAUGGACACGGUCCCGUUGUUCAUCCCCGUUGA